GUAUUCUUUCUCCACUUUAACGAUGCGAAUAUUUCAUAAAGAAUCAAUUCACUUCAGAAAUAUCGCUCGUUCAUUGCAAAUGCACAUUUUGAAAGCAGCAUUUUUAACUAUGGUUAGCGCAGUGUCAAUCUCCUAGAAGAACUUCUGUUGAAAUACAUUAUGAAAAUGAUGCGUUAUUUUUUAUAAAAUACAAAAAACGUUUCCAUGAAAAUUGGCGGUGUUAUUUAGCUGCAACAAAACGAAAAUCGGGGAAGAAAAUAAACGUCGCACAAAAUGUCUGUCUUCAAAUUCACUAUCGCGCUGUAUGAAUUGACUGUACUCAGACCUCGGUUGAGUUAACCAGUUUGCAGGCAUAAUUUUUGAAAUUGGUUAGGGAAUGACUUUUCUUUUUAUGCACCCUUUGAUGUGAAAUUUUAUGCGUCUUUCCAAAGCAGCGUCAAGUUCUUUUAACUGUGCCAUUUUAACUUGAUCUAAUCAAGUCGGGUAGAUUGUUCACAUACUUACAGCAAAAAUCGGAGAGGAAGUGGCGGAAAUUUAAUUUCAGGGGUUCCAGAGCCUAGUGCUGGCAUCAUAUUGCUAAGUGGGUCUUUUAGAGCCCCCAAUUUAAAGUGAUCGGAGCCGGGGAUUAAAUCAGCCGUUUCAAAUUUGACCCAUAAACGCAGAUAAGAUACAUUAAUUUUCAUCUUCCAACCUGAGACUGACUAACAGUGCCAAAAAGCAAAUCCUCAGAAUUAAAUUACCCCAACUGCGAUCGACAAAGGUCAUCCAAUAACAAAUUGACAAUCUUGAAUAUUUAGGCCAAGUCGACGACGACGCAGUCAAGCUAGAUACAUCCUAGACUUGAUCCUAAAAAAUGAGCAAUUCCAGGAAUUCCAACCAGUCGACUUCCAGUUCGAGAAAGCAGACGGAUACUCAGAAAUUCCACAGCUCCGAUGUAUCAUCACCUUCUUCGUCAUCAUCUUCAUCACAUGGAUUCUCAGGCAGUGCAAGAAUGACCACUCCUAUCAUUGUAGAAGACAGGGUGAAACCAGAAACUCGAAGGCCUGUGAGGAUGGAACUUUGCUCAACUUUCGAUUCGGAGGAGAUUAAGCGCCUUGGCAAGCGGUUCCAGAAGUUGGAUCUAGACAACUCCGGCACCCUCUCUCUGGACGAGUUCAUGUCUCUGCCUGAGUUGAGGCAGAACCCACUGGUUCAGAGAGUGCUCGACAUAUUCGACAGUGACGAGAGUGGCGAAAUCGACUUCAAAGAAUUCAUCCAAGGCAUGUCUCAAUUCAGUGUCAAAGGAGACAAGACAUCCAAACUUAAAUUUGCAUUCAAGAUCUACGACAUAGACAAGGACGGGUUUAUCUCCAAUGGGGAAUUGUUCCAGGUUCUCAAGAUAAUGGUGGGCAGUAAUCUGAAUGAUGUGCAGCUGCAGCAAAUAGUAGACAAAACCAUCUUCUUCGCCGACCAGGACGGAGACGGAAAAAUCAACUUCGACGAAUUCUGCGCUGUCGUGGGAUCUCUAGACGUUCACAAAAAGAUGGUUAUUGACGUCUAAAUGUCAAAAUAAUCUACCACCAACUUAUAUUAGUGAAUAAAUUAUCUAUGUAACUUUCUUCAAAUUAUUAUAGAUUACUGUAGACUUGUACUUCUUUGUAGUAUAUAUAAUGUGUAAAUGCAAUUUCCAAUUAAAUAUCCUAUUUAAACUUAAAAUUUAAUUACAUUAAUUUCA
Molecule: messenger RNA, 1714 nt
Organism: Symsagittifera roscoffensis
Lineage: Eukaryota; Metazoa; Xenacoelomorpha; Acoela; Convolutidae
Product: calcineurin subunit B type 2-like
Exons: 7
Coding region: 854-1540 (228 amino acids)
Biological process (GO): calcineurin-mediated signaling; protein dephosphorylation
Cellular component (GO): calcineurin complex
Molecular function (GO): calcium-dependent protein serine/threonine phosphatase regulator activity; phosphatase binding; calcium ion binding
Source: RefSeq, a predicted model, not a curated record